Messenger RNA from Crotalus tigris (Tiger rattlesnake), 1904 nucleotides. Its product is annotated as thialysine N-epsilon-acetyltransferase-like. Gene Ontology annotation, molecular function: N-acetyltransferase activity. The record is from RefSeq and is a predicted model, not a curated record. Lineage: Eukaryota; Metazoa; Chordata; Lepidosauria; Squamata; Viperidae. The transcript has 6 exons. Bases 46 to 591 code for a protein of 181 amino acids.
AGCCGAGGAACAGCGGCAGGUCCUUCAAGACGUUUGCUGGCCACCAUGAGCUUCCUUGUCCGUCCUUGGGUCAAAAGGGACGCACUGGAUGUGGUGCGGCUGGUUAGGGAACUGGCGGCAUCUCACAACGCCCUCCACCAGGUAAAAACCUCUCCAGAAGCACUCCGGAAAGAAGGCUUUGAAAAGGACACCAUCUUUGGGUACCUGGUGGCCGAGGUGCCCCCCGUGCAAAAAAGCAAAGACGGACACACCAUUGUCGGCUAUCAGUUCCACUACUUGAGCUACUGCACCUGGGACGGCCCAGUUCUCUUCGGCGAAGACCUCUACGUGAUGCCGGAAUUCCGAGGGAGAGGAGUUGGCACCGCCUUGCUGAACCGAGCAUGCAAGAUCGCCCUAGAAAAGGGAUGCUCUCAAUUCCGGUUCAUCUCGGCCGAGAAGCAUCAAACUACAACCGCUUUCUAUCACAAGAAAGGAGCUGUGAACGUCACUGACCGUGAUACUUGGCACAUCUUCCGGAUCGACAGGGACCCCCUUGCGAAGCUGGUGGGGGGAGCUGCAGCCAAGCCGAACCCCGUUUCCUCGCAGCUUUAGACACCCCCCCCCACAUUUCCAAUUCUACCCAGAUUAACCAGUGCAAUUCCAAAGGGGUGACUCGAGACCCCCCACCUCUCCCCUACCUGUGCGCAGGUUGAGGGGUGGGAAAAAUGUUUUUUCCCCCUCUUGUUUCUUUCUGGAAGGCCGAAGUUUGACCCUCCCCAUCUCCUUCGACAAGAAUGCAGAAGGCAAAAUACAGAAGGCAAAACACAGAAUGCAGAAAUCAAAAACACAGAAUGCCAAAAUGCAGGCCUGAGGAUGCAGAAUGCAGAAUGAAGAGUGCAGAAUACAGAAUGCAGAAUGCAGGCUUGAGGCGGCAGAAUGCAACCUACAGAAUGAAGAAUGGAGAAUAUAGAAUGCAGAAUACAGAAUACAAAAUGAGGAACGCAGAAUACAGAAUACAAAAUGAAGAACGCAGAAUGCAGAAUGCAGGGCUGAGGAUGCAGAAUGCCGAAGAUAGAAAUGCCGAGCACAGAAUGCAAAAACACAGAAUGCAGAAUGCCAAAUGAAGCGUGCCGAAUGUAAAAUGCAGAAUGCAGAAUUGCAAGCCAGCUGAAAGGGACCUUGGAGGUCUUCUAGCCCAUCCCCGUGCUUGAGAACAAAAUAAAAGCUGGGGGGGGCAUCUUUUUCCUCUCUUCCCCCUCGCGUGGUGGAAAUCCUGCAAGCCACCCCAUGCUCAGCAGGAUUUGAAAGCGAGGCAGAGGGAACAAGGAAAGGAGGAAGGCCCCCAAAUUAAGAGUGCAAAUUUUUUCAUUCACACUCUCUCGAAUUAGGACUUAAUUUGCAGGCCUAAGUAGGCAAGGGGACCGGAGAUUUGGGGUGCUUGGCAUGGAAAGGGGGAUUCUGGGGUGCCCUGGCAGCUGAGCACAGGGACUUGGCUUUCCAAGGGAUUGCAACUGUUUUUGUGGCCAGGGUCUCUUUCCACCGGGAUGGGCUGGAAUAACUGCGAGAAUUUGCAGCUUAGGAGGGUUUAAAUUUUGGGGUUAAAGAGGAUUAAGCUGAGAUUAAGCCAGGAAGAAACCGGCUAGGGAUUUGGGGACUGGGAUUGCAAAUCCGAACCCCCACACUCCCAGCAAAUCUGUUGGGCUCCAGGCUUAACCUGGAGUGAGAUCUAUCAAACCAGGAUUGCAAAACAAACAAACAAACAAACCGGGGCGGCCACUAGGGGGCAGCCCAACAGCUAGAGUUUUUAUUUGGUGCCCUCUGGUGGCUGCCCCGAUUGCUGCAACCCUCAAAAAUCUGCUUUUUUUUUGGCUUCUGAUUCGUGCUGACCUGGGAAGAGUAUUAAAAGAGCUUGUGAAAUGCUUUUU